UUUCGUGUUUAGUUUUUUUUUCAAGUUAAAAUUCUCAAAAUGAAGUGGACAACUGCGAAUCUUAAAAACCCUAAUUACUCGGAAAAUCAUGAAAUCUACGUUGGAACCCAUACCGGCUCCUUUAAAAAAAUAACUGUAGCCAAUGAAGAUAAACCCUUCCUGCAACAGAACCUUCAAGAAAUUAGCAAACUUGACAAAGAUUCCCGAGUCACAGCUCUAGGAUUCGGAAAUGAGGACAAAUCCGAAGUGCUCAUUGGUCGAGCAAAUAAAUUCGUUCAAGUCUACUCGUUAGACACCCAAAUGGCACAGACCAACCUUGAAAUGUUGGAUGCUCCAGUUGUAGGUAUUUGUCGUUAUGACACUCAAUUGAUUGCAGGUUUUGGCACCGGAAAGAUUCAAAAGCUUCAAAUAGCUGAAGACAUGGUUUUAUCAGCUGGUGAUAACAUAGCCCAUCUUCGACAAUGUGAAGUUGAAAGGAAACUCGUUGCCACAGGAGGAAAAGGUCGUCAAAACAAUUUGAAGGUUUUCGACAUGGAUGCUGGCAAACAGGUUUUCUCAUCAAAAAAUCUACCCAACGAUUUCUUAGAACUCGAAGUUCCAGUUUGGGAUUCGGACGUGGGUUUCAUUGAUGCAAAUACUAUUGCCACCUGCUCGAGGCACGGUUAUGUUAGGUUGUAUGACACUCGGGCUCAGAGAAGACCAGUUCAGAAAUAUGCUACAGAAGAUCAGAUGAGUUUUGCAACUCUAGUUGCAAGAGAUCAUUAUAUUUAUACUGGAACGACAAUGGGAGCAAUGAAGGCAUUCGAUACACGUCGCAUGAAGAACUUUGUUCACACCUACAAAGGAUUCACGGGGAGUAUAAGCGAUGUGCACUUGGACCAAAGUGGGAAGUUCUUGGUUUCGUCGUGCUUGGAUAGAUACGUGCGGGUUCAUCACACAGAUUCGUGUGUCAUGAUGUAUCAAUGUUAUGUAAAGUCGAAAGCCACCCGAGUGCUGAUUCGGAAUGCUGUAGGUAAAGAGAAAACAGAUGAUGAUGUUGUUUUGGUUGGAGUUGAAAACGGCGAGGAAGAAGAGGAUGAUGACGAUGUUGAUGAAAAGCCACAAGAAAAAGAUGACGAAUACGAUGAGAUAUUUAAUAGUAUGCCAACAGUUGGUGACAAGGACUCAGACGACGAAGAACAAAAGGAAAAAUCUACGGUCAAGCGAAAAGCCGAAGGAAAAAAUAGAAAAAAUAAAAAAAAGAAAAAGAAUGUUUGAGUCGAAUUAUGUACUUGUGCUAUAGAAAUAAUUAUUAAAUUUUAUUUUUUCAAAAACAA
This is a messenger RNA of Episyrphus balteatus (marmalade hoverfly), 1316 nucleotides long. RefSeq names its product WD repeat-containing protein 74. The record is from RefSeq and is a predicted model, not a curated record. Gene Ontology annotation, cellular component: preribosome, large subunit precursor; nucleolus. The transcript is spliced from 3 exons. Gene Ontology annotation, biological process: ribosomal large subunit biogenesis. NCBI's taxonomy places the organism in Eukaryota, Metazoa, Arthropoda, Insecta, Diptera, Syrphidae. The coding region runs from base 40 to 1257 and encodes 405 amino acids. Gene Ontology annotation, molecular function: protein binding.